AUGGCUUCCUCGGAGGAGUACAAAAGCGAUUUGAGCGACGAAUACGACGACGACGACUCAUUUGAAGAGCAAACGGACUCUGAUGAGCCACCCGACCGCGAAGCAUAUUGGGCCACAACGCGAUUUGGUCCGCGAGGCCCUCCUCCACACUUCGGGCCUGGCCACUCGCCCAAAAUCCGAGGCGACUCUAAUCUGCGGAAUCCACACUGCUUCCCCUCGUACAACCAUUGCCCGGAUUAUCGCACAUAUUGGCCCCAAGACGAAGUGGUUCCGCCUCCUCACCACCACUGGUGCUUUUUAGGCCAGAUCCUCAACUUCAAAGACAAGGUUCUCGUUGUCAGCGAUACGGCGGGGAAUAAUGUCUUUGUUUGUCUCUAUUUCUCGAACACGACUGAACUAUUCGAUUGGUCCACACUGAAAUCUGGUAGUACCAUAGCGGUUUUAUACGCAGAGCAACGGUACUAUGAUCCUGAUGAGGAUUCGGAUGACGAGCAGCUUCAGAAGCGUAUCUUGCUUCUGCAUCAUCCACAGUUCGUGAAGAUCUACCCCUGUAGCCUGGAAACAUUACUCCGUAUCAACGACGACAUCGAAGCAGAAACUCCAGAAGACCGUCUGCAAAAGUGCCAGGGUUGUGGAAAAGACGACGGGCCAAAUAAACUGACAUUGCGCCGUUGCUCCCGAUGCAUGUCUGUGUCAUAUUGUAGCUCAGAAUGUCAAGUCGCCGCUUGGAAGCGUGGCCACAAAAGCGAAUGCAAAGUAUUUGCUGCCGUCACUGAGCUCAAGCUCAGUCGUUACUGGAGAAAUGAGUAUCCUGUCGAGUGGGUGGCUUUUGGUCAGCGAGAGAAAGCCAUGAUAGAGCGAGAGGAGUGGAGAAAUAAUGCAGUCGCCGUCAUAAAACCUGAAUGGCGGACGGCCGAACCAUUGGUUCCAGUAAAGCUUGUCGGAACCUUCGAAGUAUCUUCGGGUGAACUCGUUUGGGGACAGCUCGCAUCCAUUCUGGAAGGCAUUAAAAAUCCGGCUUCUGACCAACCUGGCGAAGAUAAGGCUUCCGUAGAUAAUGGGGGUACUGUUUAUACCCAAGGGUGGACGUUCCGCGCUCUGGCUAAAACAGGUGUAUGGAAGAUUGCAAAGGUUGAUGGUUUUGGUCUUCCAGACCGCCCUAAAGACACCUGGAUUGCCUAUCAUUCGUCCUACUCAUCGCCCGCCGAACUCCUCUCCAUGACACGGGACAUCGACUGGGGCAACCGGAUGGAGAACCCGCGCGUUUGCUGGGUUAACCGGUACGACUGGGGAAGUCAGUGCUCCAACUCGUCCGGUGCCGCUCGUAUGUUUGCCGCGUUGGACCCCGGCUCAGCCUGGCCCGUCGCUGUAGAACGUAAAAAACGGCGUUGGCAAUACGCUCACAACAACACUUUCCUCCUCGAUGCCAAAUACGCUGCGGGUUUACUGAGGACUAUCGCUCGGCCGUCCCUUUUGGACGAAAACUUGAGUAAAGGCGAGGGUUCGUCAUUUCUUGGUGGCGAAACAGUGGUUGGCUGCCACCUUCCAAUCACCAAGAGCGAGUACGAAUUUGCGCGAAUGAUAUUUAGUGAAGAAGACUCCGUUUCCGUCCCAGGGAAGAAGGAACUCGUCGCUUUUUGGUAUGAACGGGACAACAUGUACCAUUAUGAGGAGGCUCUUGGUGAGCCAACAUAUGAAGAUGUAGUCUAA
Molecule: messenger RNA, 1710 nt
Organism: Mycena indigotica
Lineage: Eukaryota; Fungi; Basidiomycota; Agaricomycetes; Agaricales; Mycenaceae
Exons: 7
Coding region: 1-1710 (569 amino acids)
Source: RefSeq, a predicted model, not a curated record